Centropristis striata (black sea bass) is the source of this 2419-nucleotide messenger RNA. RefSeq names its product coiled-coil domain containing 149a (gene ccdc149a). The coding region runs from base 83 to 1753 and encodes 556 amino acids. The record is from RefSeq and is a predicted model, not a curated record. Lineage: Eukaryota; Metazoa; Chordata; Actinopteri; Perciformes; Serranidae. The transcript has 12 exons.
AGAGGCAGUUUGGACGGAGGCGCAGGGGUUGCCUGUCUCCUGACAUUUUGUAAAAAAUAAAAAUAAAACAAUAAUCCGGAUAAUGCAGUCUGCCAAGAGGAGCGAGAGUGACUGGCAGGGGCUGGUCAGCGAGUUCCUGGUGUGUAAACGGAAGCUGGAGAGUAAGAAGGAGGCUCUCCUCAUUCUGUCCAAGGAGCUGGACACCUGUCAGCAGGAAAGAGACCAGUACAAGCUGAUGGCCAACCAGCUAAGGGAGCGCCACCAGGGACUCAAGAAGAAGUACAGGGAACUCAUUGAUGGUGACCCUUCUUUGCCACCAGAAAAACGCAAUCAAGUGAACUUGGCUCAGCUGUUGAGAGAUUCGAGGGAACGAGCGAAGCAGCUUGCUGAGGAGGUGAAGGAGCUGACUCAGAGGCUCACGGAGGCCCAGGGGGAUAACAAGCUCCUGAGGAUGACUAUCACUCGACAGAGGCUGGGGGAUGAGGAGGUGGGGGCACGCCAUUUCCCCGCCCAUGAACGUGAGGACUUAGUUCGACAGCUUGAGAGAGCGGGGCUACAGAUGGAGGAGAUGGAGCACAACAUGAAGGCUCUGACAGACGAGCUGCAGGACGUGAAAGCGGAGCGUAAUGUGUUCAGGGAGAAGGCCUACCGGCUCAACGUGGAGCUCAACCACAUCUUGGGCAACCGUGAGGCACGCAUUAUAGACGUGGAUGCGCUCUGCAUGGAGAACAGGUAUUUGCAUGAGCGAUUCAGCCAACUACAAGAGGAGGUGAACCUGCUAAAAUCCAACAUCAUGAAGUACAAGACAGCUCUUGAGAGGAGAAAAAACUCCAGCACAUAUGGGAAAUCAAACAGCAGUCCCCUCACUGGAGUCCUCUCAGCCAAACAAGUCCAGGAGAUGCUCCUUGAAGAGCAGGGCUGCAGCCUGCCAGCGACGCCUCAGUCCAUCUCUGACCUCAAGUCCCUGGCCACGGCUCUGCUGGAGACCAUCCAUGAGAAGAACCUGGUCAUCCAGCACCAGAGGCACACCAACCGGAUCCUUGGAAACAGAGUAGCAGAUUUGGAGAAGAAGCUGAAGACGUUGGAGGUUUCAGGACUGUGGAGUCUUCCAGGGACACGAGACAGUAUCUCACUGAAUGAAAAUCUGCAACCGGAGCUUCAUCCAACACGUGCCACACCUCAUCCAAACAUUCAGCCAUCCAAAGUUGUGUCAGACGACAGAAGUUCACAUGAAUCAUCGUGGGAAUGCCACACCGCUGGCAGCGACCUUGGCACAGAUGGUGUCAGCAGGGAAGACGCACCUGCACUUCUCAACUGCCUGGAGUCUCUAGUGGGGGUGGAGACAAAUGGGAUUGACAGGAGAGGGGGAGAAAUCGUGACAGAAGAUGGAGCCGCCUUAGAGCUGGAGGAGGGGCGGAGUCCAGUGGAGGAGGCGGGGCAUGAGGAAGAGGGAGUUGAGGAUGAAGAACUGGGUUCUACGGUGGAGGAAGGAGAAGAGGCAGCUCUGGCGCUGGGUGUCACACCCACUGAAUCGGACCUUUCAUGGCUGCCAAUUAAACAAGCCUCCGUCGAUCAUUCAGAAGUGGGUCAUCAGCCCUGUGAGUCCCAGGACGACGGGUCAAAUCAUGCACCUGAACAUGUAGAAGCCUCAAUAUCAAUUCCAGAGAAACAGUCCACAGACGUGUCGAAUACAGGGGUGUGGGACAUUGUGGAUCUGCGCAGUGACACUUGUCAUCGUGACAACUUGGCAUGAUCUGACAUCACUGAAAGACUAAAUCCUUGUCCUUGUUGUUAUUGAUAAUUGCAUUAAUCAUCCCUAGUUGCAUUCACACAGCGUGGCCGCCGCUCUCCCUCCCCUUUCCACCUAGCAGCUCUGCUUUAGUCAAUAAAACAGAGAGAAAACACUUUUUCAGCCACCCUUUACGGAGCCGGAGGUGCACUUUGUAUCUAGACAGGCGUGUUGCUGCGCAGGAACACACAAUCUUGAAAUCAAUGGAGUUGCAAACUUCAUGCCCUACGGAGAGAAUUUAGCUAGGAAAAUAACAAAUAUGGCAGCCUCAACUCCUGUGCCCCAUAUUCCCUUCUACCCUUCCCCUGUGAUGAGAUAAUCCCAAUUGUUUGCUUUCUUCUUAUUCCAAAGGGAUGCCAAUAAUUUGAGUGCUGCAUUUUGUUGUUACUCUCAUAGGGGGUCCAAAUUGGCUUACCAAAACAUGCACUGUAUAUAUGGGUAAAUUAAUAUUAUUAACAUUAGAGUUUCUAUUGAUGUCUGUUCAUCUGUAUGAGGGAAUCUUACUAAGCAGUGAGUUGUAAUUUUUCCUUAAUUAUACAAUAUAUUUAUUUAGAAAUUGAUAUUUGGAUGAGAUGAUAUGUGCCUUAUAUGUGGAAAUAUUUACUGAUAUUUAUUAAUAUAAAUGCAUAA